GGAGGGAGAGAGAGGGGGAGAGGGAAGAAACUGCUUUCCGAACGACAAAAACAAGUGUCUUCUAUAUGGGAUUAUAAAAUUGCUGUGUGUUCUUUGAGAGAGAUCUUGUGGGUAGAUAAGUUGGGGAGAUACUACAAGACGGACAACUAAACAGCUGCUCCUCUGUAGACACAUCCAUACGAUGCGCAGACAGAAUGUCCAUUCCACUUGUUUGAAGAUAUUUUGAGACUGGUGAGGUGACCUGAAUAAUUCUGAGGAAUAUCUGAGCUACACACACAGGUUCCUCAGACCCAGUGUGACCGUCCCAUUGGACUAUCUGGGGGCGCUGUCACUCAUCUCUCACUAUGAUGCAGCGGGACGAUCUGUCUGCCAUGGAGGAGUUCAGCUACACCCAGAUGCCCACGCUGGAGAGGGGGGGUGGCGGGGGUACGGUGGGCCGGCGGGGGUGUGCGGAGAGGGAGCGGCCAGAGAGCUACACGGUGGACGUGAGGGCCAGUGACCUGCAGCUUGCCCACUCUGAGAAGCCCAUGCACCCCUGCCUCAGCUACAGGACCUGGCUCUACAGCGUCCUCAUUGGGAGCAGUCUGUUGGUCACAGCAGGCUUCUCUCUCUACCUGGGCAAUGUGUUCCCUGCUGCUAUGGACUAUCUGCGCUGUGCUGCAGGCUCGAGUGUCCCGGCAGCAGUUGUUAGCUUUGCCAUUGCCAAGAACCAUCAUGUUGCAGUGUCAGAUUUCCAGGUGGUAUUUGUGUCCACCUUCGCUGUGACGACCACUUGCCUGGUGUGGUUUGGCUGUAAGCUGGUGUUGAGUCCCUCUGCUGUCAAUAUCAACUUUAACCUCAUCCUGCUGAUUCUGCUGGAGGUGCUGAUGGCCAGUACAGUCAUCCUGUCUGCACGCUCUGCAGAGGACUGCUGUAGCCACAGGAAGCCCGUGACAUAUGACGGUCCUGUGGUUCUGACACCGGCCGUCUUUCCCACCCGACUUCUAAAGGCCUACUCUGUGAUUGAGGUGAUAGUAGGAAUCUCGGCUGUGUUUGGCGGUAUCAUCGCUCUCAACAUGGACGUCUUGCUCCCUGGUCCAUACCUGUCUGUCACCUUCUUCUGGAUCUUAGUGGCUUGUUUCCCCAGUGCCAUUGCCAGCCAUGUCGUGGCAGAAUACCCCAACAAGUGUCUGGUGGAGAUGCUGAUUGCCAUCAGCAGUGUGACGUCCCCACUGCUCUUCUCAGCCUCAGGCUUCCUCUCCUGCAGUGUGCUCAGUUUCAUUGACAUCUUCCUGCAUGAGGUGCCUACAGCCAAGCAAUCGUAUGAGAUCCUGCUGCUGAUUCUGAUGGCGCUGCUGCUGGUGCAGGCAGUUCUGACUCUGGCCACCGUGGUGCACUGUGCCUCCUACAAGAGCCAGCUCCGCUUGGGGGGUCCAGAGUGGGAUGACAGCCUGCAGCUCCCAGCCUUCCACUCAGAGCAACAAGCAUCCAAUGGAACACUGCGGGAGUUUGACAAAGACAAGGCCUGGAAGGCGGUUGUGGUCCAAAUGGCACAGUGAACAGAGGAGGAGGAGAAGGAGGACAAAACAGAAAAGACAGACAAGGGAGAGGAAGAAAAAAUAAAUAAUGAAUACCGUCAGUCAGUUUCCCUGUCAGAGAAAAGAAAAAGGAAAGGAGCAAAUCAAAUCAAAUCAAAGGAGCAAGGACAGGGGGAGGACAAAAGAGUGAGGGGAUGGAGAGGAAGGACACAGUAGGAAGUGUGUGACAUCAUAAGCAUUCACAUAUCUCUGAGGUCUACAUUUUAAAACAUGCUACAACAAUCUCCUUACUGUGUACAAUCUGUAGACAAUUGAGUACUCUCAUGUCUCCUUGUACUGUAUUUGCGGCACAGUAUUCUUUCAGUCUUUGUCUGUAUGUAGUUAUCUUUAUAUAUAGAGCUUUAGGUCUAAUUGAUAUUUACAUGGAGAUUUACAUAUACAACAGACCUUCAGUUCUUUACUGUAAAACUAUUGUCUUCUUUAGAUACAGUUGGUGAUUGUAUUUCUGUCAUGUCGACAAAUAAAACAAUUUAUACAGCA
Oncorhynchus masou masou (cherry salmon) is the source of this 2057-nucleotide messenger RNA. It is a transcript of the gene mlc1, whose product is annotated as modulator of VRAC current 1. Lineage: Eukaryota; Metazoa; Chordata; Actinopteri; Salmoniformes; Salmonidae. Bases 345 to 1538 code for a protein of 397 amino acids. Gene Ontology annotation, cellular component: plasma membrane; endoplasmic reticulum; cytoplasmic vesicle. The transcript has 13 exons. The record is from RefSeq and is a predicted model, not a curated record. Gene Ontology annotation, biological process: regulation of response to osmotic stress.